Homalodisca vitripennis (glassy-winged sharpshooter) is the source of this 2890-nucleotide messenger RNA. Its product is annotated as zinc metalloproteinase nas-1-like. The transcript has 4 exons. Gene Ontology annotation, molecular function: metalloendopeptidase activity. Gene Ontology annotation, biological process: proteolysis. The record is from RefSeq and is a predicted model, not a curated record. NCBI's taxonomy places the organism in Eukaryota, Metazoa, Arthropoda, Insecta, Hemiptera, Cicadellidae. The coding region runs from base 212 to 784 and encodes 190 amino acids.
UACUGUACAUAUUAUUUUUAUACCCAAAAGCUAUGCACUUGUACAGGGAGCGCAUAACACAACACUAAAAUAUGGACAAGAACAUUCCCUUAAAGAGCGAUCUUUUUUUGAACUCGAUUCGCAAUUUUCCAUCCCCGAAAAAAAUCCUUUGUUUGCUUGGAUUAUAACCAAUUUCACACAGGCACAAGAAAAUUACAUCGUAGAGCGACUGAUGUACAUAAACUCUGUGACCUGCAUCACAUGGAUACGUGCAAGUCUGGACAACACAGAAUCCAUCACGAAGAACUAUAAGACUCCGCAUCUGGUCGAGUUUGUUCCGGCAGAGAAGGGCUGCAGGGCAGAUGUGAACUCGCCCGCCGCCAAGGCUGCCAACAGGUGGGCCAAGGUGUAUGUAUCUCCUGAGUGUAUCAACUUCAGGAGCAUAGUCCACCAGAUAGGGCACGCCAUGGGGUUUGGCCACGAGCAUCAGCGAAUCGAUCGGGAUUGCUAUGUAAAAAUAGAUCCGAAAUUGGAAUUCCAUCCGCUGCUCAAUAAGGUCAAUGCUAUAGAUAUUUCCUUCCCUUACGACUUGUACAGCUCUAUGCACUACCGGCGUUCCGAUUAUAUAAAGUACGCUCGUGAAGGAGAAAGAGACGCUGUGUUUAUAGGAAGAUACGAUGAUACUCUGAGUGGCUUAGACAUAGCAAAGAUCGAGUACAGAUAUUGUGGAGCGAAGCACUUUUGCGACAGACGGGCUGGAAGUUGUCUGCCUAAGGACAAGAACGGCUGCUCUUUCAAACCCUAGUUUAAUUUCCUAUGACAACAAUUAGACACUUUUUUCUAAAUCGACCGCUUCCAUAUAGGGGUGAAUUAUGGAAGUAUAUUCCAAUUGCUAAUUACAAUUUACGAAUUCACUGAAGUUUAGAAUGUGUUACUCAUCGGUUUAAUGUCAGAACACAAUCAAAUUGUCACAAAUAGGAGUGGAUAAUAGUUCAAAUAUUAAUCUAACUUGCUUUAAUGCAGAAAUAUACAGACAAUUUAGAGCAAUCAUAGCGAUAAUAUGGGAUUCAUUCUUGACAGGUUCGAGGGCCAAACCAGUUCACUUGCCAUUGCAAAAAAGGCUAGUAACAUAAUCUGGUUACAGCGGUUAUUGUAUAAAAUUAAAUUUUUGGUUUAAAGUACUCUAAAUACGGAAGCACAUAGUAAACUAGCACAAUCAAUAUAAACAUGUUAGUUUAAUUAGAGUAAACGUAUUGUUCCAUUUUUUCAAUCAUUACAAUAUUACAACUUUGUUUCAUUAGGAAAACCUAAACAAUUCUGCAAUUAUUUAAAGGAUUAUUUUUAUUUAGAUUAUCGGGACUAAUACUUUGUGGAUAAAAAAGUAUUGUUGGUUAAAGUGGUUCAUUAUAAAAUUUUGAAAUUGAUGUCCUAUAAAUAUGACAUUAGUAGGAAAUGGGCUUUAUCUCUUCACAAACACAGAAAGAAGAGAUACAAGCACAAAAUAUUAGUUUAAUUGCUAAAGUUGUAAAUAAGUUAUAAGAAUAAAUAGUUAUUCCGUAAAUAUUUACUUAAGAAUGUAUUAUUCAAUACUUAUUGCAAUGUAUAAUUACGUAAUUAGGAAUUAAUUCAGUAAUAUCAGACGUAGCUUUAUGAUGGAAUAGAUUAAAGUAAAUUUAUAGUUAUUUACUAUCUCUAACUUUGUUUAAUGGCAUUUAAAUUUUAUUAAAUAUAUUGGAUUAAUGGUACGAGUUUUGUUGUGAUCAAAGUUUGUGUAAAUUUCAGUUCAUACUAUUUUUUAUUUAUUUAGGCCUUCAAUAAAUUUAGUAGUUAUUAAUAAAAUAUUAAUAAAAUAAUUUUAAUUUUUAAUAAUUAUAACUGUUCAUGUUUGUCAGAUUGUAUUUAAUUUGACUGUACACAGUUAAACUCUUUUGUAAUGAUUGGCUGAGCAUUAGCAAAACCUAUUAUUCGUGAGGCUGAACAAAAACGUUUCUCACUGUCACAUGAAUGUCUGUGUACGCGUUUCCUCGAAACGAACUAUCCUAUGGACUUUAAAUUGUGGAUGACGUUUCAUUUCUGUAUGAGGGACACUACAUUCGAUGAUAGGGCAUGUCACUUAAUGGGAUCUGGCUGAGCGUUAGCGAACAUUUUUUCAUUGGUCUUAUAUGGAAUCAUGAUUGCAACAAGAAAAUGUCUUAAUAAAAAAAUGUGUAAACAAAUUCAAAACACCUGUAAGGGAUUAAAAACAUGUGAACUAUUAUUAACACAUCCCAACACAUUGAAACUAUAUGUGAAGCGACUUAGUGUGUAGACUUUUAUUAAACACUGAUAUGAAUCCCAAUUUAAUGAACAAAAAUCUGAAUGUACCAAAAAUAAUGAUAUAUCAGGAAAGAUUUCAUAUGUAGAAAUUACGCGUGAACAUUUUCUACAAGAAUGAUUGCUAUGAUGGGUCAUUUUACCUCUUAUUUUGUAUGAUUAUCUUUCUGUCUAUCUGUUCGCAGACAUUUCGAAAAUUAAAUGAGAUAGAUUUGAAAUGUUGUACGAUUAGAAUUACUGCGAUGCUUGUUACGACAUGUGGCAUAUCUUGUAUAUCCUUUGAAGGAUCAGAGAGGCUUUAAACCAGGAAUAAAGGUUGAACAUAGUACAUACAAAUAAUAUAAGUGCUUUGUAAGGAAUAUGAUAAAAUGUUUCACGAAAAGGCAAGGAUUUCGGUCAUGUUUUAAAUACCCGUACAACAACCUAGCUAAGAUAUCCACUUCCUGCUGAGACAGCUGGCUUAAAAGCUUUUAGCUUUCAUCCUAAUGGUUUUGGUGCUAAUGUUUCCACUUCCUUAUUUCCAUUUUAGUGCUCCGCUGGUCUGCGCCUAUAAUGUGUUCUUUGAAAUUUAAGUACAAUUAAACAAGGUUAUUACAGA